Molecule: messenger RNA, 1413 nt
Organism: Cuscuta campestris
Lineage: Eukaryota; Viridiplantae; Streptophyta; Magnoliopsida; Solanales; Convolvulaceae
Source: the annotation of a GenBank genome assembly
GUGAAAAGAAUCACAUUGCACAUGUAUUAAUAUGCAAUUGAUCUUGGCAGGGAAUGCUACCAAUUCAUGUCUGCAAGGCCAUGGCAAAAAGUUGUUGAAUUUUAUUCAGAAAUGGUGAAAGGGCAGUCAAAAUUGGAAGAUAUGUUUCAAAGAGAGAUUCCUACCAUUCAAGAAGAAGCAGAAGCUAAAGAAUAUUUUGUGGAACCUGAGUUGGGUAGCUUUCCAGUUGAAGAUAGGACUGGAAGAUGGGCAAGAGUGACAUUUAAGAUUGUCCUAUCAUAUCAUGGGCCCUCCUUUGGUGGCUGGCAGAAGCAGCCUGGUUUGAAUACUGUUCAGGAGCUGGUUGAAAGAUCUCUUGGGAAAUUUGUCGAUGACAAAAAAGCUCAACAACUUAAGGAUAGGAACUUACCAUUAGAAGGCUGUGCAUUAGUUGCUGGGCGCACUGAUAAGGGGGUUUCAGCCUUCCAACAAGUCUGUUCUUUCUAUACUUGGAGAAAGGACGUCAAUGUUGAAGACAUCGCAGAUGCUAUAAAUAGCAUAACACCUGGCAUGAUAAGGGUAGUUUCUGUAACUAAGGUCUCAAGAGAAUUCCAUCCUAAUUUUUCUGCCAAAUGGAGGCAAUACAUGUACAUUUUUCCUUUAGAGCAAGUGCAGGGCUGCCAACAUAUAGAGGAUGUUGCAGAUAAAUAUUGCUAUGAUUCUUCUAAUCAACUGAAUCAAUGUACUGAAAAUCUCAUUGAAGGAUAUGCAAUUGGUAAUUCCAAGGAGGACGUGGUUCCUGGCAACAAACCUAUUAGGUUUGAAGUAAGCAAGGUUAACCACUUACUGCGCCAACUAGAAGGAAAGCUUUUGUCGUACAAAAUGUUUGCACGAGAUACGAAACCUUCAAGGAACAUUGGUCCACCUACAGAGUGCUUUGUCUACCAUGCCCGAGCUAUUGAGGUCUUAUUACCAAGUGCAAAGGAUGGGAAGCAUACACAGACGAUGUGCAUUGAGUUGGUUGCCAAUCGCUUUUUACGUAAGAUGGUUAGGGUUCUGGUGUCAACGGUGAUAAGGGAAGCAGUUGCUGGCGCAGAUGAGGAUGCAUUACUGAAGCUGAUGGAUGCCACUUGCAGGCGUGCCACUGCUCCACCGGCGCCACCAGAUGGCCUUUGCCUUGUAAACGUCGGUUAUGAGGAGUUCGACCGCAAAAGAUGUCUAAUCCCCUGAUGAUGAGACCAGUGUAACACUGGCUACAGAGCACUUCUGCCCGCAUUGCAACACUUCUCUUUUAACAGUUCCAACUCUUUGAUCAUUUCUCUUUGUUCAUCAUUUUUGCUACCACAUCAAAGAUUUACUCUUACUUUCUGGGAAACAUUUAUCAUUGAGACGUUUGUUAGCGUUACUAGUCACAGCACACUAUAGUGCACAUUG